AUGUUUGACUUCGAGGCGCUGGACGAAGCUGAUGCCAAGUCGCAGAAGGACAAAUUGGGCUUUAAACUGGAAGAAUUCGACGGAGUGGACACAAGGCUUGCUGGCAAGGUCGACACCUCCCUUCUUGAAAGACCUGCAAAGCAGGGUCAGGACACCCGGAGUUUGAAGAGCAUUCGGCCGGUUCACCGGACCCUCCAAGGUGGCCAGCGCGGGUCACGGAGUGCGGGGGCAUCACCGACCAGCGAUACAAACGCCUCCGACCGUGAGAACCUUCUCGUCCGUCGCGGCCACGCUGCCUGGAGAGAGCUGCGAUACCAAGAUGCGUUGGCUGACUUCCAAGAGGGAUCCGCCUUGGAGGCGGUGGCAGGGCCGUCAUCCCUGUCGCUGCUUUGCCUUCGAUUCUGCUUGGGCACCGACUUAGGUCACAUCAGUGGCCAUGAGGCUUGUAAAGCCAUGGCAGAAGGCAUCACCCAACUUUGGUGUCUUUGCAGAGAAAGACAUGCUCGUCAACUGCGGAUUCUGAGACCUCGGAAGUCUAUGUGGGACGAGGACCAUGAUGUCCGAUGGGCUGCUGAAAACAUACAGCUUUUCGAUGGCAGCUGCAGUGUAGGGGAAGGAGCAGAUCCCGCAGAAAUUGGCUACCGCCUACUCAUGAAUCGGAGGGCAAAGGCAACUCACAACACCCUCUUGAUCCUGUAUCAUGGCAAUGGCGAGAUUUGUGAAGACUACACAGACUGGGCAGACAUCUAUCGAGUCUUUCCGUGCAGCAUGCUGAUUUUCGACUAUCGCGGCUAUGGCUGGUCAUCGGGGAAGCCAACCAUGGCGAAUCUUCUCAGCGACGCGGAGCAGUGCAUGCAGAAGUUACCAGACAUCAUUCGACAGAAUGGCCUUACAUGGCCGUGGCCAGCUCCAGUUGUACUUGUAGGGCGAUCACUGGGCAGCGCCGUGGCCACGCAUCUCAUCGGCCUGAUGCCAGACAAAUUCGAUGGCCUGAUUCUGGACUCUGGCUUCGCAACGAGUGCAGCUGAACGCUAUGCUCAGCUGCUCUCAUGGUUGCGGGACUCUUCCGAGCAAGCUGUCGCGAUGUUCGAGGAGCUUUCGAAGCAAUUGCGGGCAUCUCUCCCGCCCGGAUGCAAACCUGGGCAGGAGAGCCUGCGGAUCCUGGGAAGUGAGGACUUCCUUCGAGGGUACCGGGGGCCGGUAUUGCUUCUGCAUGGGGAGCACGACUUCAUAGUGGGUCCGGAAAAUGCCAAGAGACACUUCGAUGCUGCCGUCCACGCAAGCCAGCGUGAACUUGUUAUGCUGGACGCUGACCACAAUACGCUCGCUGGUGUUCCCGAUUUCUGGAAGAAACAGAUGGAAUUUGCAAAGCACCUCGUGGACAGGAAGAUGGCUCAGAAAGAUUUGGACAGAACUCAAGCUGGAUGA
This is a messenger RNA of Symbiodinium natans, 1428 nucleotides long. The record is from the annotation of a GenBank genome assembly. NCBI's taxonomy places the organism in Eukaryota, Dinophyceae, Suessiales, Symbiodiniaceae.